AAAAAUCAGCUAAAUUAGUUUAAGCAUGAAGCUUGUACUUAGUGCUUGCAGAUCACUCGGUUUAGUGCUCACGACCAUUCUACCAUUCCUGAGCCCAGUGUGACACAGUGAGUGGUUCUGCCUCUGCAGGGUUCUUCCAGCCUUCCAAAGGAACUAAGUUCUCACCAUUCUCCCAAAAGCUAUAGAAUGAGCACCUCUGAGACUGAAGAGAAAAUGUAUUGUUCCAGGUCUCGGUGUCAUUCAAGGAUGUGACUGUGGAGUUCAGCCAGGAUGAGUGGCGGUACCUCGGUCCUGCUCAGAGGAUGCUGUACAGAGAAGUGAUGCUGGAAAACUACAGCCACCUCAUUUCCAUGGGAUAUUGCCUUAUAAAACCAGAAGUGAUCUUCAACCUGGAACAUGGAAGAGACCCAUGGUUAUCGGAAGAUGAAUUUCUAAACAGGAGUUGUCCAGGUAUUCAUGUGGAAAAGAGCCACCCUGAAUUUAAAAAAGAAUGUAAUAAAAUUGGGGGCAAUUUCAGUGAAGUUACUGAACUUCAGAGAAUUGAAACAGGAAGUGAAACUUUUAAUCAAGACAUACAUUUUCAGCAGUUCCCAAGAACUCACACCGGAGUGAAAUCUCUUGAGGGUGGAAACACCCUGUACCACUGUUUAGCCAUGACCAUACAAAAGACAACUCACAUACUAAAGCCAUCUUCUGAUCAAGAUGUCUCCUCUAGGGAAACUUUCCUUUCUCAGUCAGCCUUUACUGUGCAUCAGAGAACUCACAAAAGAAGAAAAUAUUAUAAAUGUAGUGAAUGUCAAAAAGCCUUCACUAGAAAGUCAUGCCUUAGUGUUCAUCAGAGAAUACACACAGGGGAAAAACCUUAUGAAUGUAUUGAAUGUGGUAAAACUUUCAGCCACAAGUCAAGCCUUGGAACUCAUCAGAGAAUUCACACUGGGGAGAAACCAUAUGAGUGUAAUGAAUGUGGCAAAACCUUUAGCCUGAAGUCAAAUCUGAGAAUUCAUCAGAGAAUUCACACUGGGGAGAAACCAUACAAAUGUAAUGAAUGUGGCAAAGCCUUCAGCCAGAAGUCAGGUCUUGGAAGUCAUCAGAGAAUUCACAGAAGAGAGAAGCCCUAUAAAUGUGAUGAAUGUGGGAAAACUUUCAGAGAGAAAUUAAACCUUACGGAUCAUCAGAGAAUUCACACAGGGGAGAAACCCUAUGGGUGUAAUAAAUGUGGUAAAACUUUCAGCCGUAAAUCGAGCAUUGUAACACAUCAGACAACUCAUGCAGAGGAGAAACCCUAUAAAUGUGAUGAAUGUGGGAAAACUUUCAGGCAAAAGUCAAACUUUAACAUACAUCAGAGAAUUCACACAGGGGAGAGACCUUAUGAAUGUAAUGAGUGUGAGAUGGCUUUUACAUCCAUGUCCUACCUUAGAAUGCAUCAGAGAUUUCACACAGGGGAGAAUCUCUAUGAAUGUAAUGAAUGUGGAAAAACUUUCACACGGAAAUCAAUCCUUGGAAUACAUCAGAGAAGUCACACAGGAGAGAAGCCCUAUAAAUGUGAUGAAUGUGGGAAAAUGUUCAGCCAAAAAUCAAACCUUGGAAUACAUCAGAGAAUUCACAAAGGUGAGAGACCCUAUGAAUAUAAUGAACGUAGUCAUGCGUUUAUCUACCUACCAUACUUGAGAACUCAUCAGAGAAUUCACACAGUGGAAAGUACCCAUAUAUGUACUGAGUGUGGUAAAACUUUUAGUCGAAAGAAAAGACUUGGAAAGCAUCAGAAAACUCACUCAGAGAAUAAGCACAAUAAAUGCAUUGAAUGUGAAUUUGGCAUUCAUCAACUAUUCUCUCCUCUAGAAAUGGCAGAAAAUGUAUGAAGUAUACAUACCCUAUUAAUGUGGGGAAAUUUUCAGUUAUGGAAACCUAUGAAAUAAACAAGUGGGUUUUU
Sorex fumeus (smoky shrew) is the source of this 1930-nucleotide messenger RNA. Its product is annotated as zinc finger protein OZF-like. Gene Ontology annotation, biological process: regulation of DNA-templated transcription. The coding region runs from base 303 to 1859 and encodes 518 amino acids. The transcript is spliced from 4 exons. NCBI's taxonomy places the organism in Eukaryota, Metazoa, Chordata, Mammalia, Eulipotyphla, Soricidae. Gene Ontology annotation, molecular function: DNA-binding transcription factor activity, RNA polymerase II-specific; RNA polymerase II cis-regulatory region sequence-specific DNA binding. The record is from RefSeq and is a predicted model, not a curated record.